Molecule: messenger RNA, 672 nt
Organism: Guillardia theta CCMP2712
Lineage: Eukaryota; Cryptophyceae; Pyrenomonadales; Geminigeraceae
Exons: 1
Coding region: 1-672 (223 amino acids)
Source: RefSeq, a predicted model, not a curated record
AUGAAGGGAGGUGACUCGGCACAGGGAGGCGCCUCGAACCCUCUCACGCGUCUGCUGCACGAGGGCGGUCACGCCAUGGGGCAGCAAGCGCGACUGGGACCACACCAUGUGAGUGCAUACGGAGGAGGAGAAAACGAGAGGAUGAGGAGAGGGCAGAUGAGGGGUUGGAAGGAGGAGGUGGAAGUGGUGGUGGUGGUGGUGGUGGUGGUGGUGGUGGUGGAGAUAACGAUGAUGGAGCAGGCACAGGCGUCACAUCUCAGCCGCAUGAUGCAUGAAGAAGCUGGCGCGGCUCUUCAGGCGCAGGAGUUUGAGGCCAUGGCUUCAGCCUUCGAGCAUGAGAUGCACACGCGCGCCAUGAUGGAGGGCCCUGGUCCGUUCCCGCACGAGCUCGCCAUGCACGCGCAGCUGGAGGGGGCAGGGGGAUGGGCGGAAGAGUUUGCGGGCCCAGGACCGAUGCCGGCGAUGCUGCAUGACGCGGACGCAUGGGCACACGAGAUGGCGAUGCGACAUGCUCACUUGGCGGGGCCGCACCGACUGCCGGGGAUGGGGGCGAUGGGGAUGCCGAGCUUGCCGAUGGCGAUGAUGGCAGCCAAGGGCGGGCCAUGGCGGGGGCGAGGGGCCUGCAGAUGCAGCAUGAGAUGCGAAUGCAAGCGAUGGAGCGACGCGGGCUGA